AUGGACGGACUCACAGAGGCCCAGACACCCAUGAAUGGGCACCGGGCAUCCAAAGAUGCAGUGGAACUUGGAACCAGCCACCAGGGGCCCGAGACCUGGGAUGUGGGCCUACGUGAGAGGCAGGCGGUGGGGUUUACGCUGCUCAAGACCAUGUGCCCCUCGCCCGGGCCGCCCUGGGCGGACUCCUUGCCCAGGCAGGCUGAGCUGGCUGCUGCUGGGCAGAUGGGCCGGGAGGCAGGGGCCCAAGGGGCUACCCUCACAAGUGACCUGGCUGCCCCGGCUGUUUGCUCCAGGCCAGCAGGGCGAGGAGAUGGGGCGACCCCAGGCCCCCACAGUGCCCGGGCCCCGGCGGGCUCCACGGCUGCACCCAGGCUCAUUCCGGACCUGGUCGCCCGGAUCCCCUGGCUCCGCUGGGCGCUCACAGCCACUGCGCCCGUGGCUGGCAUCCUCGCUGUUUCCUGCCUGGCCUGUGCCAUCUGCUCUUGCCGCUGCGGCUGCCACGGGAAAGAGCCCGGAGACGAGGAGGCCGUGGGCCUGGGCAGUACCUGCAGCACCAUCAACCCCCACCUGGUGCAGCCAGAUGUGGGUAACGUGGAGCCUGGCCCUGGGCCCCAGCAGUGGCAGUGCCUGCAGCUGUCUGUGGAGUAUGACUUUAGAAGCCAGGAGAUGAGGGGCCCCGAGGACGUGGGCCUCAAGCAGGCCACGGACCUGAGGCCCCGGGGCCCAGGCGGCACGGCGGACCACUACGCCCGCGUCGGCCUCUCCCCUGAGGCCGGGUGCAGGCACGAGACAAAGGUGCACCGUGGUACCCUGUGCCCCACGUUCGAAGAGACCUGCUCCUUCCACGUCCCCCCCGUGGAGCUGCCCCGGACCACCCUGCAGGUGCAGGUGCUGAACAAGCACUUCUCCCAGCACGAGCCACUGGGCGUGCUCAGCCCGCUGCUGGGCACCGUGGAUCUGCAGCCCGUCCUGGAGCUCUGGCACCCACUGGGCCCACCCAGCGCUGCCGAGCCCGAGCAGCUGGGGGAGGUGUGCCUCUUGCUCCAGUACGUGGCCGGCUCGGGCUGGCUGACCGUGGUCGUGCUGGAGGCCCGAGGCCUGAGCCCAGUUCUGGCAGAGCCCUGCGUGAAGUUCCAGCUUGUGCUGAACCAGAGGAAGUGGAAGAAGAGAAAGACAUCUGCCAGGAAGGGCACGGCCACCCCUUACUUCAAAGAGGCCUUCACCUUCCUUGUGCCUUUCAGCCAGAUCCAGAGUGUGGUUCUGGUGCUGGCCGUCUGGGCCCAGGGCCCACAGUUCCAGGCCGAGCCCGUGAGCAAGGUUGUGCUGGGCGCCCGGGCCUCUGGUCAACCCCUACAGCACUAGGCCGACGUGCUGGCCCAUGCCCGGCCGCCCAUCGCCCAGUGGCACCACCUGCAGCCGGCCAGGGAGGUGGACCGGGCGCUGGCCUUGCAGCCCCAUCUGUGCCUGCCCUUGCCUGGCUCCUGA
Molecule: messenger RNA, 1485 nt
Organism: Kogia breviceps (pygmy sperm whale)
Lineage: Eukaryota; Metazoa; Chordata; Mammalia; Artiodactyla; Physeteridae
Gene: SYT8
Product: synaptotagmin 8
Biological process (GO): cellular response to calcium ion; regulation of calcium ion-dependent exocytosis; synaptic vesicle endocytosis
Cellular component (GO): plasma membrane; axon; synaptic vesicle membrane
Molecular function (GO): clathrin binding; phosphatidylserine binding; calcium-dependent phospholipid binding
Source: RefSeq, a predicted model, not a curated record